UCUGCUCAAACCGAUUGCGACAACAACAACAGCAACAACGUCAGAACGAUAGAGUUGGCCCAUCAUGACCUCCAACUUCAAUUUCUUUAAAGGGAGGAGCGACGAAAAGACCACACCAGCCUACGGACAAGACGACGGAAUUGAACGCGGCGCUCGUUACAGCAGCGAAAAUGGCCAAGUCGUCGACGAAGACGGUGAUGGCGAUGGUACUGAUGAUCUCCAUCGCGCCAUGAAGCCGCGCCAGUUGAACAUGAUGGCCAUCGCUGGCGCCAUCGGCACAGGUCUGAUUAUCGGCACUGGCACAUCGCUCAAACUCGGCCCCGGCUCCCUGCUCAUCGGAUACCUGAUCAUGGGAAUCUGCGUCUACAUCGUCAUGGUUGCUCUCGGCGAGAUGGGUGCCUGGCUACCACACAAAAAGUCCUUCUCCGGUUACGCUACACGUUUCGUCGAUCCUGCUUUCGGUUUCGCUACGGGAUGGAACUACUUUUUCAAAUACGUGAUUGUGCUGCCCAACAACCUGACGGCUACGGGAAUUAUUCUGCAAUAUUGGCGACCGGACAUCAAUGUGUCUGUGUGGAUCACGGUCUUUGGUGUGGCCAUCAUUGCUGUUAACCUCAUCCACGUCGCCUUCUUUGGCGAAGCCGAAUUCUGGAUGUCGCUCAUCAAAGCUCUCAUCAUUGUCAUGCUCAUCCUCCUCUGCUUCAUCAUUGCCCUCGGCGGCGGUCCCAACCACGUGCGCACCGGUUUCCGAUUCUGGCGAGACCCCGGCGCCUUUGCCCAGUAUUCGGCUUCGGCAGGCGACGACAAAGUGGUGAUCCCCGGUGCCACCGGCCGUUUCUUGGGUGUCUGGGCUUGCAUGGUCCAGGCCACCUUUGCCUACCUCGGCACUGAGCUCGUCGGCGUCGCGUUCGGCGAGACCCCCAACCCCCGCAAGAACGUCCCUCGCGCCGUCAGCCAGACGCUCAUGCGUAUUGUCUUCUUCUACCUCGGUGGUAUCCUCGUCUUGGGCAUGGCCGUCAAGUACACGGACCCCCUGCUCGGCGCUGUCAAGAAGACCAGCGGUCUGGCUUCCCCGUUCGUCAUCGCGGCCAAGAACGCUGGUAUCAACAAGCUCGACGACGCGGUCAACGGACUGUUGCUCAUCUUUACCGUAUCAGCUGCCAACUCGGAUAUCUACCUUGCCUCGCGCACCCUCUGGGCCUUGGCCAAGGACGGACAGGCGCCGGGCAUCAUGAACAAGACCAACAAGCGCGGUGUGCCUGUGCCGGCCGUCAUUCUGUCCUCCUUGUUCAUUCUUCUCGGAUACAUGAACGCCAGCAAGGGAUCGUCGACCGUAUUUGGCUACUUUGUGUCGCUCGUUACGGUCUUUGGGGCCCUGAACUGGGUUGCCAUCCUUGUUUCGUACCUCUUCAUGAUCCGGGCGAUGAAGGUGCAGGGCGUUCCUCGCGAGGUCAUGCCGUACAGAAACAUUUUGCUGCCGUGGGGUGCCCCGAUUGCGCUGUUCCUGACCAUCCUCAUUAUCAUUUUCAACGGAUUCGGCGCGUUCUUCCCGCACUUCCAGGUGGACAAGUUCUUGACGAGUUACAUUGGUAUUCCGGUGUUUUUGAUCAACAUUGGAUGGUGGAAGGUAUUCAAGAAGACCAAGCGGGUGAGGCCGGAGGAUGCGGAUUUGGUUACUGGGAGGAGGACGUUUUAAGUCCUGGUCCAGGGAAGGGAGUGAAGAGGGUGUGGACGAAGAGAAGCAUAGAGAUGCAUUGAAAGAGUUGCGAUGUGUUUUUGCAAAAGGGAAGGGAGAAGGUGUUGUAGAUACCCAUGAAUGAUGUGAAUGAUUAUGAUUCCAAGCU
Messenger RNA from Neurospora tetrasperma FGSC 2508, 1844 nucleotides. RefSeq lists its product as uncharacterized. Gene Ontology annotation, molecular function: amino acid transmembrane transporter activity. The record is from RefSeq and is a predicted model, not a curated record. Lineage: Eukaryota; Fungi; Ascomycota; Sordariomycetes; Sordariales; Sordariaceae. The transcript is spliced from 3 exons. Gene Ontology annotation, biological process: amino acid transmembrane transport. Gene Ontology annotation, cellular component: membrane. Bases 65 to 1696 code for a protein of 543 amino acids.